AUGACUGAGGAUGUUCCUGCAGCUGGUGUAGAGGGCUUAGUUGCUGAUGAUGUUGCUGCGGGAUCAGUUGCUGAGGGAUUCCUUGGUGAGCCACGUGACCUAUCAGUGCUGACUUCCUAUGCUGGUCAUGUUGCACACAACAUAUGGACUGGAGAGGAACGUCCUGACUUGAAGUUGGCCUCCCACGGUAGGAAGGUAGAGAAAAUUGGGAGGCCAGCACCUGAGAUUGAAGGGCUAGUCACUGCCACAGGAUUAAGCCCUUUGAUCGGGUGCUCAGUAGUCACCGGCGAUCCGGGACUUAUAUCUGUGCUUGUGGAGAGGUGGCAUGGGGAGAUCAACAGCUUCCACCUUCCAGUGGGAGAGCUGAUGAUCACAUUGGAUGAUGUGUCGUCACUCCUCCAUCUGCCGAUCACAGGCGCCUUGCACAGCUUCGAGCCUUUUCUUUUGGAGGAGGCAGUCGUGUUGUUGAUGGAGUUGCUUGAGGUCUCGGGUCAGGAGGCUAGAGCUGAGACUGCAUAG
This is a messenger RNA of Glycine soja, 519 nucleotides long. RefSeq names its product protein MAIN-LIKE 1-like. The transcript has 2 exons. The record is from RefSeq and is a predicted model, not a curated record. Bases 1 to 519 code for a protein of 172 amino acids. Lineage: Eukaryota; Viridiplantae; Streptophyta; Magnoliopsida; Fabales; Fabaceae.